Messenger RNA from Aspergillus alliaceus, 3281 nucleotides. Its product is annotated as exosome catalytic subunit DIS3. Gene Ontology annotation, cellular component: nuclear exosome (RNase complex); cytoplasmic exosome (RNase complex). The record is from RefSeq and is a predicted model, not a curated record. The transcript has 2 exons. Gene Ontology annotation, molecular function: RNA binding; endonuclease activity; 3'-5'-RNA exonuclease activity. The coding region runs from base 85 to 3183 and encodes 1032 amino acids. Lineage: Eukaryota; Fungi; Ascomycota; Eurotiomycetes; Eurotiales; Aspergillaceae. Gene Ontology annotation, biological process: rRNA catabolic process.
ACGGACUACACCAGCAUCUUGGAAACCAGCUUGUGAUAGGAAAAAUACCUGGCUCAUCAGAAGUCAGGUCACAUAGUUGGUAAUAUGAAGAGCUUACGAAGAGAUUUCUCCUCCGACCCGCAGACCGCAAAUGUCACCAGCAAAAUCUUCGUUAGGUCGACAAAAAGUGGAAAGGUACAAAAGAUCGUUCGUGAGCUCUACCUAAGGCAGGACAUUCCUUGCUCGUCGAAGUUAUGCUUGAUAUGUCCUACGGUUGCUCCAACGGAUGCAAAUGGAAAUAUUGCGCCUUUCGUUCUUUCAGAGCACCCCGCCGGCACAACGGCUUUUCCUCGCGGCCAUUAUCUCGUCCCCGAUACAAACGCGCUGCUGAAUGGCAUGGAUUUAUUUGAGCAUACCGGGGCAUUCUACGAUGUGGUCAUCCUUCAAACCGUUCUGGAGGAACUCAAGAACCAGUCUCUACCCCUCUACAAUCGCUUGCUUGCCUUGAUUAAGACCGAUGAGAAACGUUUUUAUCUUUUCUUCAACGAGUUCCGGAUGGAGACACAUGUCCGCAGAGGGCCGAAUGAAUCAAUCAACGAUAGGAAUGAUCGUGCCGUCCGUGCUGUAGCAAAAUGGUAUACAGAACAUUUGCGAGCCACCGCGAAAAAGGGAAAGAAGGAGAAGGAAUUACCUGCUAUCGUCGUUAUCACGGAUGACAAAGAUAGCUUGCGCAAGGCGAAGGACGAGGGUGUGAUAGCUCUUUCAUUAAGCGAUUACGUUUCAGGCUUGGAGGAUUCCAACAGAUUGCUCGACAUGAUCAAUGAGUCAAGGGAGCAAAGAGAGACUAAAGGUGCACGUGGAGAGCUUUUCUACCCAGAGUACUAUACCAUGUCCAAAAUUAUGACAGAAUUGAGAGCCGGUACCUUACACCAAGGUGUAUUCAAUGUGUCGCCUUACAACUAUCUGGAAGGCUCCGUCAACGUCGCAGCGUUCGAUAAGCCUCUUCUAAUCCUGGGCCGUGGUAACAGCAACAGAGCCAUCUCUGGAGAUGUUGUUGUGAUAGAAGUGCUUCCCAAGGAUCAGUGGAAAUCUCCCUCAACUAAGAUUGUCGAGGAAGAAGCGGUAACCAAGAAUGACAACCCUGAUGCUGAGGAUGUUGAAGCUGUGGUCACAGAAAGGGAGCGCAAAGCAUUGCAGGAGGAGGUCAGGCAAGCGCAUGGAAAGAGCACGGAAGGAAGGCCUCAACCGACAGCUAAAGUUGUGGGCGUGAUUAAACGAAACUGGCGGCAGUAUGUCGGGCACGUUGACUCAGGAUCGGCAGGCACUCAAACCAGCGCUGGUCGACGACAGCAAAAUGUUUUCGUUUUACCUAUGGACAAGCGGGUACCUAAGAUUAGGGUCCGCACCAGGCAAGCCUCCGAAUUGCUGGGUCAACGAAUCCUCGUCACAAUUGAUGCAUGGGAUCGUGAUUCUCGGUAUCCCACAGGACACUUCAUCCGGUCUUUGGGAGAGCUUGAGACAAAGGGAGCUGAGACAGAAGCCCUGCUACUUGAAUAUGAUGUACAAUAUAAGCCCUUCCCGAAAACCGUUCUCGAUUGCCUUCCCGCAGAGGGACAUGACUGGAAAGUCCCAGCUAGCAAGGAAGACAUCGGCUGGAAAGGCCGCAGAGACCUCAGGGAUCUUCUCAUCUGUAGUAUUGACCCCCCAGGCUGUCAGGAUAUUGAUGAUGCUCUACACGCACGACCUUUGCCCAAUGGCAACUUCGAAGUGGGCGUCCAUAUCGCGGAUGUAUCGCAUUUCGUUAAGCCAAACAAUGCGAUGGACCUCGAGGCGAGUGUCCGUGGAACAACAGUAUAUUUGGUCGACAAGCGUAUUGAUAUGCUUCCGCACUUGCUUGGUACCGAUCUCUGCUCUCUCAAGCCUUAUGUGGAGCGCUAUGCUUUCUCUGUUUUGUGGGAGAUGACCCCUAAUGCAGAGGUUGUUUCCACUGACUUCACAAAGUCGGUCAUUCGUUCUCGUGAGGCCUUCAGUUACGAGCAGGCUCAGAUGCGCAUUGACGAUCCAUCGAAGAAGGAUGAACUGACAGAGAGCAUGCGCACUUUGCUUCGAUUCUCUAAGAUUCUCCGCCAAAAGCGUAUGGAUGCAGGUGCUCUGAACCUCGCCUCGCCAGAAGUCCGUAUCGAAACUGAUAAUGACGAGGUUGGAGAUCCACUUACGGAUGUCAAGACAAAGGCUAUGCUCUCGACCAACAGUCUUGUGGAAGAGUUCAUGCUUCACGCUAAUAUCACGGUCGCAGCAAAAAUCUACAGCACAUUCUCUCAAACCGCUAUGCUACGACGACAUGCUACCCCUCCGCCGCAGAACUUUGAAGAACUCAUCAACCAGCUUUCCAAGAAGCGGGAUAUGAGACUUGAUGUUUCUAGCUCCCGCGCUCUCGCCGACUCGCUAGACCAAUGCGUUGACGCUAAGAACCCCUUUUUUAACACCCUUGUCCGCAUUCUCGCUACUCGUUGUAUGACAUCUGCAGAAUAUUUCUGUGCAGGUGCACAUGCUGAGUCGGAAUUCCGCCAUUAUGGUUUAGCCUCUCCCAUCUAUACCCAUUUUACCUCACCUAUUAGACGAUAUGCAGACUUGUUGGUCCACCGACAACUUGCAUCUGCCAUUGGAUACGAAGGUGAAGACGGUCGUGCUGUCGUAGAGGGUGUCAUGACACGCAACCGCCUGGAGGACAUCUGCCGCAACAUCAACCACCGUCACCGCAAUGCCCAACACGCUGGCCGAGCUAGCAUCGAGUAUUACGUUGGCCAGGCACUGAAAGCGCGCGGUGAGAAGUUAUCCGCCGACGGAGUGGACGGCGGCAUCGAAGAAGAUGGCUACGUCAUGCGCGUUUUUGAGAACGGCGUGGUGGUGUUUGUUCCGCGAUUCGGCAUCGAGGGUGUCGUCCGUCUGGAGGACUUUGUGCUCAAGGGUGAUGCCUCCCUGCGCUCUGUCGAGGAACGACGAGAGCUAGUGGUACGUCGAGAGAGCGAAUUUGACAAUGAGGAGUACACUCUUCAGGUCUCAGAUAAAGGCCACACUGAUCGAAGUAUGAGUGUUGGACUUUUCCAGAGAGUCAAGGUCAACGUCAGCUCUGUGAAGGAAGAAAGUGGCCGGGGUGCUGGAAAGAGAAGGGUGAGGGUAUUGAUAUUGGGAGCUCAAGAUUAAGAACAAGUAAAAAGAGAAGAAAAAGCACGUCUAAUGAUGGUAUUUUGGUGUUGGUCAUAAGAUGAGAUUAUCUGGAGUCUAGUGAUUAUCAAUAGGUC